Messenger RNA from Schistocerca cancellata (South American locust), 2132 nucleotides. RefSeq names its product CLIP domain-containing serine protease B9-like. Bases 611 to 1642 code for a protein of 343 amino acids. NCBI's taxonomy places the organism in Eukaryota, Metazoa, Arthropoda, Insecta, Orthoptera, Acrididae. Gene Ontology annotation, molecular function: serine-type endopeptidase activity. Gene Ontology annotation, biological process: proteolysis. The transcript has 7 exons. The record is from RefSeq and is a predicted model, not a curated record.
CCGGUUUGUCAGACGAAGUAUUUUGUCGGUGUUGGUGUAGUGGGAUGAUGUUUCAGGACUUCACAUAUAGUGGAUGAAGUUAUCGCAAAAGCUAACACUUUUGUGGACGUUUAAGCGUGCAGUUUCAUUAUGUAUCUCCAUCGAUGUAAUUUGUGGCCGUAAUUGUUUAUUAAACCAUAAGUGAUGUUUUUUAUUUAUUCAUUCAAAUAACCUGUACUUCAUUAUCUCCUUGCUGUGUUUUUUCGGGUUGAAAUUCGCGAAGAUAUUUACUUUUCUAAAAAAAAAAAAAGUUCAUAAUCUGUGAUAAUAAUUGUGUGAGAUUUUGAUUUGCCUUUAUAGAAGUACAACCUCUGUACAUAAUGUAAUCAACUAAGACCAAAUAAAAAUUUGUGAGCGUAGUUAGCAAACAUAACGAGCGAACCAUUCUUUAGAAAAUGGAAAACCGGGAGAACAAUUCACAGUAGUUUACUUCUAUGUCUAUGUUAAUACUGCGUGAAGUCCAGAAAUACUUUGAGGAAAAAUAAUUUAAAACUUUCAAGAAACAUGUUGGACUAUUAAGGAUCACUUAUAAAUUCCAUGUAAUUCUGAUGAUUUGACAAUAUUUAUCAGAAUGAUGGUGAAAGAAAAUUUAAUGAAAUGGAUUGCCUAUAUAAUUGCAGUUCUGCAUGUGGGUUAUGCACAAAUAUAUCGAUGUCAAUCUCCAUACACCUGCAAAAAUCUGACUGACUGUGUGAACUCACUGAAGAGACCAGAGCAACUUCUUUUCUUGCCUUGUUCGAGUGGUGAUGAAGUCAAAGUGUGCUGUCCACGUUCAGACAACCUUUUGAGGCAUAAUAAUUUUCAGUUAUUGAAUGGCACUUGUGGAGAAUUAUCAGAUAUAAACAAAAUAAUUUCUGGUCAAAAUGCCACGAUAGGACAGUUUCCAUGGAUGGCACUCCUAGGAUAUGAAGGUAGAACCCCAGGUUCAACUGUAUUCUCAUGUGGAGGAACCGUUAUUAACAAGAGAUACAUCUUAACAGCUGCUCACUGUGUUUCUAUUGAAAACCAGAGAUUGAAAACUGUUCGUUUAGGUGAGCUUAAUUUGUCUACAAACCCUGACUGUGAAGAGUACUGUGCUGAUCCUGUGGUUGAGAGAGAAGUUGAAAGCACUGUUAUCCAUCCAAAGUAUAAUAAUCCAUUCCGUAAAAAUGAUAUAGCCUUGGUCAGAGUCAGUUCAGAUAUCCCAUAUACAGAUUUUAUAAGGCCAAUCUGUCUUCCAUUUGAAAAUUCAAAUAACACUGGAAGCCAAGUCAAAUAUCAGAUUGCUGGCUGGGGCAAACAGGAUUCAUUGGACACAAAUGGAAGCACUGUACUGCAGUUUGCAGUUGUAUCUAUAACACCAACAGAAGAAUGCAGUCCUUUGCAAUCAAGGCAAGUUCAACCACUAUCAAAGGCUACACAAAUGUGUGCAGGUGGACAAGGACCUGAUGCAUGCAAUGGUGAUAGUGGUGGUCCACUUAUGAAAUACACAAAUGAUUCAAAACCAGUACAGCAAGUUGGAAUUGUCUCAUUCCGAACAGGAACUGAGUGUGGUCCAACAGCAAGUGUUUAUACGAGAGUUGAUGGUUUUCUUGAAUGGAUACUUGAUAAUAUUGAACCAUAAGCUUGAAAGUUAUUCACUGUCCCAAGUAUGGUGUUAAGGGCAGAUAAAUCAGCUUUAUUUAUCACAGAAUGAAAUAACAACAUGAAAAUGAAAAGUAAAGCAGCUGUUGAAUUUAUCUAGAAGAGUCAGUGAAGAAGCUACCUUCAUUUAUAAAGAAGUUAAUAUGCUGAAAAGAGAAGUAAGAAUAUAUACAGAUCUGAGAUUUGCUCAAAAGUGUUUUUUUAAUUUUUUUUUAAUUUGAGAUGCUGGAGGAUUUUUAUCUAAGAUUUUUGUAUUCAUUUUUCUCUUUUUACAAUAAAAAAUUGCUCUGAUUUAGGGCACAGUUGAGUGCUUUGUCAUAAUGUCUGUUAAUGCAGAAAAUAUUCAAUUUUUAGUGAGCUCUAUUUAUAUGAUUUUAUUGGUUAUAGAAAUUGUCCAUUAUGGAGCUCUAGUUUCAAAUGUUCAUUGAGUUUUGUAAUCCAUACAAAUCUCAUUAAAAAUAUUGCUUUUA